AUGGAGCUGGAAGCGCUGCGCUCUAUCUACGAGGGAGACCUGUGCUUCAGGGAGCUUAGCCCGGUUUCCUUCCAGUACAGGAUAGGUGAAAGUGGAGAUCCCAAAGCUUUUCUGAUAGAAGUUUCUUGGCCAGAAACAUAUCCACAAACAGCACCAGUCAUAUCGAUGGAUGCUUUCUUCAACAACACAAUAUCUUCAGCUAUUAAACAAAGUAUAUUGGAUAAGUUAAUGGUAGAAGUUGAAGCGAAUCUUGGAACUGCUAUGACAUACACACUUUUUGAAUAUGCCAAAGAUAAUAAAGAGGUGUUCAUGGAAAAUCAGCCUGUUAACACUGUGACUUCAGUAAGCAAUAGUGUUGCAAUUGGGACUCCUGAUCUGCCAGCAAGUAAGAAAAAAGAUAAAAGAGAGCAGUUAUCCAAAACCCAGAAACGAAAACUAGCCGAUAAAACAGAUAACAAAGGGGAGCUGCCACGAGGAUGGAACUGGGUGGACGUAAUUAAGCAUUUAAGCAAAACUGGUUCUAAAGAUGAUGAAUAAAGGACUUUGGUACAAGGAAUCUCCACCUUUUAAUACAGUGCAAUUUUGGGUCACCAUCUUUCUCUUAAUGACUUUCAUAUUUGUUGAAGUAAACUUUUAUAAAGCUCAAUUUCCUAACUUGCAAACCUAGUCACACAAGUUUAUCUAGAGACUAUGUGGUCUUCUUUGGAAAAAAAACAAAACAAACUUGCCUUAAAUGAAGGUUAGAAUGUGACAGAGGAUAUAGAGAGCCAAUGUGGUGAAGUGAAUAGUGCUAUAUGCAGUGUUUAUUAAUUUAUAUUUUACUCUGUAGUAAAAUCCUGUUAUAGUGAGCCAAAUGAUACUGUAAACAUUUCCUGAUGUUCUUAUUCUAAUUGAAGAAAAAAGCACUAUAACAGUGAUUGGUCACUUGACAGCAUAAUUCAUCAAAAUAAAUUAUUCCAUGGAAACAAGACCUUUGUCAUUUG
This is a messenger RNA of Leptosomus discolor (cuckoo roller), 983 nucleotides long. The record is from RefSeq and is a predicted model, not a curated record. NCBI's taxonomy places the organism in Eukaryota, Metazoa, Chordata, Aves, Leptosomiformes, Leptosomidae.